UGUUGCCUGUUUGUUUACGAGUAAUUUUGGCGUCAAUUUGUUUUUAAUAAUUAUUAAGUUUAUUAACUAUAUAACAAUACAAAGCCAUGGAGGCCAAGAAGAUAUCUUUUGGCUUUAGUAAGUUAUCCAAGAAGCCAAAUAUUCUGCCCAGCAAGCAGCCAAAAGAGGAAAGCAAGGUGGAGUUGAUAAAAUGCUUGGAAGGAAACGAAAUUAUGCCAGUCGCCGAAAAAGUAGAAGCUGCUCCCCUUACAAUCAAAAUGAUCGGCAUGCAGAAGACUUCAUCCGCCUUGGCGAGCCUUAUGAGGAGGCGGGCAGUUCUGCUGGGCGAGGAGGAACCCGAUCCAGAGGAGGUGACUCCAGCGGCCCAGUCUAUAUCAGAGGUUACCGCAGGGGGUCCCACGGAAAGUCUGGAACAGAGAGCAGCGCGGGAAUUAAUAUCUGCCAGCCAAAACAACGGUGCCGAAGGUCUAGACGGCCAGAAACUUGUCCUGCCCGCCCUAAAAGCAGACGAACUGCCUCUCGAUGGUGCCAAGGAGGCAACCCUGGAUGACUACGACAACAUACCUAUCCAACAAUUUGGCUUAGCCAUGCUGCGCGGCAUGGGCUGGGUUGAUCCACCGCCAAAAAAGAAGGGGUCAGGGCCCAUUGAUGAUGCCCCCUUUCUGCGACCCAAAGGUAUGGGCCUGGGAGCAGAUAAGGCACUCAAACCUAAAGCUCUCCUGGUCCAGCCGGAGAAGAACGAGGUACUGGAGAUCAAGAAGCUGGCGUACGUGCGCAUCCUGGGCGGAAAGCAGAAGGAUCAGUAUGGACAAAUACAAGGUUUCGAUGACCAUGCAGGGCGAGUUAUUGUCAAAAUGGCUAUUGGUGGAGCCAAAGAGGCGUUCAACGAGUUCCUUUGUCAACCCGUAUCCCGCAAGGAGUACUCUCAGUAUGGCAAGUGCAUAAACACUGCCAAAUACGAAGAGUUCAAAAAAUGUGAAAACGAGCAUGGCCAGAUUAUUGUAAAGCAGGAAAAUCCGUCAGCAAGAAGGGACCGCAGGGAAGAAAUUAGAUCACAUCGGGACGAAGCUCAAGAUCAAAAGAGUUUGAAGCCGGAGGACCAGAGAUCUAGCAAAGAAGACUAUCGCAGGAGAUACAAGGAAGAAGAUAAAAGGUGUUACAAAGAUGAAGAUAAAAAACUGUACAAAGAGGAGCAACGCAGACCGUACAAAGACGAGGGCAAAUUUUAUAAAGAAGCCAAAUCUUACAAAGAGGAGGGGGGCCGAGAAAAAAAGAAGUAUGUGCAAGAUUCACGGAGUAGUAGCUCCUCCAUAUCUAAGCGCGAGGAACGUGAGCGUCGUCGUUCGCCGAGUCCCAGAGGCAGAAGUCCAUCUAAAUCUAAGCGGGAGGGCCGUGACCGAAGGCGUUCGCCAAGUCCCCGGAGCUCCAGAAGAGCAAAGAGUAGUUCAGACGAGGCGGACGAUACGGGAGAGUCCACCGAGAGCGACUCAGACUCUGCAUAUGAGCGCAGAAAGCACAAGAAAAAAUCAUCCAGCCGCAAAUCAAGAAAACACUCAAAGAAGUCCAAAAACAAAUCGAGGAAGGAGGACGACUCCAGUUUGGAGAGCGAUGACAGCCUUGAUGGAAACCAUCGUCGGCACCCCAGCAAGCACAAAAAGAAAACCAAGAGGAGCAAGCACGUCAGAUCCCGCACGCGGUCAAGGUCAAGAGACCGGAAGUGAUUGA
Messenger RNA from Drosophila teissieri, 1725 nucleotides. Its product is annotated as protein PXR1. The record is from RefSeq and is a predicted model, not a curated record. The transcript has 3 exons. Gene Ontology annotation, biological process: mRNA splicing, via spliceosome. NCBI's taxonomy places the organism in Eukaryota, Metazoa, Arthropoda, Insecta, Diptera, Drosophilidae. Bases 87 to 1721 code for a protein of 544 amino acids. Gene Ontology annotation, cellular component: spliceosomal complex.